Molecule: messenger RNA, 1579 nt
Organism: Stereum hirsutum FP-91666 SS1
Lineage: Eukaryota; Fungi; Basidiomycota; Agaricomycetes; Russulales; Stereaceae
Product: PLP-dependent transferase
Exons: 10
Coding region: 1-1449 (482 amino acids)
Biological process (GO): biosynthetic process
Molecular function (GO): pyridoxal phosphate binding; transaminase activity
Source: RefSeq, a predicted model, not a curated record
AUGACUUCCGACUCUAGCAAAACCGUUCCGAAUGGCAUUGAUGGUAUUCCUCCUCCCAUUUCCGACGCUCAGACCAAAACGUCCGAGAACAAACCGACAACAGUCCUCCCCGCAGAGCAUUAUGAUUACUUCCUCUCCGACAUAGCUAAAGCUCGGAAGCCUAGCCCUAUCCGUGGUCUGUUCCCCCUCGAACGCACCCCCGGCGUCAUCUCCCUCCUCGCCGGCAAACCCAACGCCUCCACCUUCCCCUUCACUUCCCUCUCUUUCACUGCGCGCGCUCCCCCUUCUCCCAACGCCAACGCGCAGGACACACCAAAAGAACACAGCAUCACCCUCACCGCCGACGAACUCAACGAGGGCCUGCAAUACGGGUCUACUUCGGGCUUGGAGGGUAUCAAUGACUGGCUGACGGAGUUGCAGGAGAGUGAGCAUGGGAGGAAGAGGGAGGGUGAGGGCUGGAGAUUGAGUGUUACGGCGGGGUCGCAGGAUGGGAUAUAUAAAGCUGUCAUGGCGCUGGUGAAUCCGGGAGACUCGAUGUUGGUUGAGAAACCCGUUUAUGCUGGCGUUAUUCCGAUCUUCCAAUCCGUUAACGCCGAGAUGAUAGAGGUUGAAACCGACUCCGAGGGUAUUAACUCUGCCUCCCUCCGGUCCAUCCUCGAGUCCUGGCCCGCAAACAAGCCGAAGCCGAAGGUGCUUUAUACCGUACCUUAUGGCUGUAAUCCUACCGGGAUGACUGCCACUUUGCACCGUCGACUCGAAGUCCUCGAACUUGCACGGGAGCAUAAUUUCCUUAUUCUCGAAGACGACCCCUACUACUACCUCUACUACGGCAAAUCCCCUCGCUCCUCCUUCCCCUCCUACUUCUCCCUCGAAGCAUCGACCGGCGGUACACUCGGUCACGUCGUCCGGUUCGACAGUCUCUCGAAGGUUUUGUCUGCCGGGAUCAGGGUAGGGUUCGUCACAGGUCCCGUGCGGAUCGUCAAUGCCAUCGACAUGCACACCGCCUCCGCAAACCUCCAACCCUCCUCCCUCAUCCAAUCCAUAACCCACGCCCUCCUCCGCGAAUGGGGCCACGCCGGCUUUAUCGCACACACACACACCGUCUCCGAGUUUUAUAGACUCAAGCGGGACGUGUUCGAGGCUGCCCUCCAGGAAUUUUUGGGUAAGGAGGGGUUGGCGGAGUGGUCGACGCCGGAGGCGGGGAUGUUUUUCUGGUUUAAGCUCCUCAAUCCUGCCGCGACGGACGAAGAAGGAGACUCUGAAUCGCUCAUCCGGACUAAAGCUUUUGAGAACGGUGUGCUCGCCCUGCCGGGGACAGUCUUCCUACCUAACGGCGCCAAGACGGCGUAUGUGCGUGCUUCGUUCAGUUUGUUGGAGGAGGCGGAGGUUAGGGAGGCGUUGAGGAGGUUGAGGGAGGUUUUGGUCAGGGAGAGGGAGGCGAGUGCUUGAGGGAAAGGGAGAAGGAAGUGUAGGAUUCCAUUUGACAUAUAUUUGUCGUGUAUGGAAAGCAAUAUCAAGUUUUGUACGGUUUACCGACCACGACGGCGACUACUCCAGGUCCUUGCAAUUGACUAUGAGC